Closterium sp. NIES-65 is the source of this 1683-nucleotide messenger RNA. The record is from the annotation of a GenBank genome assembly. Lineage: Eukaryota; Viridiplantae; Streptophyta; Zygnematophyceae; Desmidiales; Closteriaceae.
AUGACGUCAGCACUGGCGGUGGCGUCCACGUCAGCAGCGGCUGUGCUGAGUCAGAUGCAGGCGCACGGAAUGGUGCAGGCGUGCAUAGCUGACGUCAGCAAGGGGAUUUCAGAGGUGCUGCCACUCCCCGCAGCAGAUGCCCAGCGCCACGCAUUCGUGCUCCUGCUGCCCUCGGCCGACGCACAGCGCCAGGCGUUCGUGACGGAGGCGCGGCUGGCGCUGCUGCUGGCCAUGGCGGCGGCCACGGGGCGCCAAGGGCUGCUGCUGCUGCUCAACGCGGGAUUCCUCCGCGCCAUGGCUGCAUGCCCCUCCCUCGACGCCCCUGUUUCUGAGGCAUCCUACCUGGCACCGCCCCCAGUGGGGCUGUCAUCUCUGGAUGUGCCUUCGGAGUCUCUCUGCUUCGCUCACCUCGUUGCCCCCGUGCUGCGCCUGCUGCUCGCCCUCUCCACCCUCGCCCCGCCCGACGCCUCGCUCUCACCACACGCACCACCAUCCGACGCCACUUCAAAAGCGGACGUGGCAUCACAGCUGGUGCAGUUCGCCAUCCAUCACGAGCCCAUGCUCUCACGCCUGCUGGAGGACCGCUCGCCCGCCUGCAACCCCACCGACCUGCUGCUGCUCUCCCUCUCCACCGCCUUCCUCUCCCGGGCGCUUCUCUGGGCCGGCCCCUCUCAGCUGGAGGGGCUGCGAGGCCUCAUGCUGCGGGCAGCGGCGGCGUACAGCGUGGGCGAUGGGGAGAGCCGCGUCAAGUAUGUGCGGCAGCGCGUGGCGAGGGAGGAGGAUGACCGUGCUGGAGAGAUCGGUGGGAUCUCACUCUCCCUGCUCCUUCCUCCGGAGGAGCAAGCAAUGGAGGAGGGGGUGUUGAGAGUGAGGGCCAACCUCAUGGCAUACCUGCGCUCCCUCGUCGCCUUCAAACGCCUCCUCCUGCCCGCCGCCUCCAAGCACCAGCAUCAGGGCCCCACCUUGAGCCUCUUAUCAGACCUGCUCCGUCAGAUGGUCAUCGACCUGCAGGCAGCUGUGGAGGCACGUGGCACUGCGCUCACCAAGCUGGCGGAUGUGAACGACAUGUCACGGCACGAGGCAGAGGAGCUCAUCCAUGCCACUGCCUUCCACGCGCCCCACUCCGCCGCCCACUCCCACCUGCCCCUCCGCCAAGCGCGGCGGCAGGCGCUAUUGAUCCUGGCGGGGCUGGCAUCCAGCAAGGAGCGCGCGCUCUCAUGGAUGCUCUUCAUCUGCGAGCACCUGCUGCACCUCCUCCUCGCCCACUUCUCCCUCCACCACUCCCUCCUCUCCCGCUCCUCCUCGCCCCUCGCCUCCUCCCUCUCGCCCUCCCCCACCACCUUCUCCUCCCGCCCGCGCUCCCUGCGCGUGCAAGGGCCGCGCGUCUCCCCCUCUCCUGGGGGGGCUGAUGCGAUGGGGUUCGGGGGAGUGGCAGACGGGGGAGAGGAUGCAGGAGCGGCAGCAGAGGCAGCAGCGGCGGGGAUGGCUGGGGGGCACAGCAGGGAGGAGUUUGAGUCGGUUGUUGGGACCACAGCUGACCUGGAGGCUGUGGCUCGUGAGGUGCUGCCAAGUGUCAACAGACUAGUGGAGGUGAACGAGGACCGUGUGGGCUGCAGCACGGACUACAUGAAGCGCCUCGCUCUCUCACUGCGCUCCUCCCUGCUGCGCCAGUUCCACCUCUAA